AUGCCCUCUACUAGUUUCUUGGGUCUUCGUGGCAAGGGCGACCAGUGUACUGUCGACUACACUUUCCUAGAAGAGGUACUCCAAGACUCGGGUGAAGCAGACACAGUUUGCGACAAAGACAUUUUGUUUGAGAAAUAUGUGGCAGGACAAGAGGCACUGGAGAAGAAGUUCGGACCAAUGCCUAUCGAUAUCCUUAUGGAGAUGGCCCCCUCGCGACGUGGUCAUGGAAGAGUUCUUCCCACGGAAUUUAAACCGCCUCCCUCGGAAACACCACAGAGUUUAUUUCCCGUUGGAAUUAGUCGUCAGGCAAUCCCCCAUGCCACUCCUUUCAUUCAUCGUGAUGAUCCCGAAAAUAUUCUCAUUUACAUAUCUGAAGCCAGUCUCACCAAUGGGCAAGAGGACCCGCAAGGUGGAUGGACGUAUGUCUUCAGACUAUUAGCACCAAACAUUCACUCAAGUGUCUCUGGCCGCCUCGAACACAAAGGACCAAUGGAGGAUAUCCACUGGCAAACCAACGACAGAGCCGAUCUCCGAGCCGUUAUCGGCGCCCUUCGUUUUCGUCAUUGGAGGGGUGAAAGGUUCACGAGACUCGUUUUGGGUACCAACUCGGAGCAUGUGGUGAAGGGUGGGACAGAAAGGGCCCGAAGUUGA
This is a messenger RNA of Fusarium sp. VM40, 651 nucleotides long. NCBI's taxonomy places the organism in Eukaryota, Fungi, Ascomycota, Sordariomycetes, Hypocreales, Nectriaceae. The record is from the annotation of a GenBank genome assembly.